Diutina rugosa is the source of this 831-nucleotide messenger RNA. RefSeq names its product pyrroline-5-carboxylate reductase (gene PRO3). Gene Ontology annotation, molecular function: pyrroline-5-carboxylate reductase activity. The record is from RefSeq and is a predicted model, not a curated record. Gene Ontology annotation, biological process: L-proline biosynthetic process. Bases 1 to 831 code for a protein of 276 amino acids. NCBI's taxonomy places the organism in Eukaryota, Fungi, Ascomycota, Pichiomycetes, Serinales, Debaryomycetaceae. The transcript has a single exon.
AUGAGAGACAACUACACAUUUACCAUUCUUGGAGCUGGGGUCAUGGGGACCGCGGUGGCCAACGCCGUUCUCAAGGGCCACCCUGAACCUUUCCCCGGUGAAAUUAGAGCCUGCACCCAUGAUGAGACGUCGAUGGAAUUGGCUAAGACCAAGUUGAGCCACGAAAUUGUGCUGUACUGCUACGGCCCUGAAAACAAUGCCAAAGCCGUCAAGGGCGCUGACGUGAUCUUGCUCGCCUGCAAGCCUGACAUGUACGAAAAGAUUCACGAUGAAGUUAAGGACUCGUUGACCGGCGACCAGCUUGUCAUCUCGUUACUUGCCGGUGUCACCAUUGAAGAGUUGAUGAUUUUCUCCAAGAACAUUGCCAAGGUCAUGACCAACACCCCCGCUAGAUUCGGUUGCGGUACUGCUGGUAUCGCCUUCUCGCCUGAAGCCGAGAAGAACCACGAAGAAUUUGUGUUGAAGCUCAUCGACACCGUUGGCAUGGCUUUCAAGAUCCCUGAAAAGCAAAUGGACAUUGCUACCUCGCUCAUAGGCUCGGGUCCCGCUUUCUGCAUGUUGAUGAUGGAGGCCUUAAUCGAUGGGGGUGUGCGUAUGGGCAUGCCUUUCGAAACCGCCAGAAAGCUGGCUGCUAAGGUCAUGGAAGGUACCGCCAAGAUGGUACUCGAAACUGGUGAACACCCUGCCGUGUUGCGGUCGUUAGUGUGCACCCCUGGUGGCACUACUAUUGGUGGGCUUUUAAAGAUGGAGGAUGGCAACGUCAGAGCCGGCAUUGCUCGCGGCGUUGAAGAGGCUGCCAUUAUUUCCAAGUCUUUCUCUAAGAAGAAGUAA